Mytilus trossulus (common blue mussel) is the source of this 1904-nucleotide messenger RNA. Its product is annotated as peroxisomal biogenesis factor 3-like. Gene Ontology annotation, biological process: protein import into peroxisome membrane. The transcript is spliced from 13 exons. The record is from RefSeq and is a predicted model, not a curated record. Gene Ontology annotation, molecular function: protein-macromolecule adaptor activity. Bases 138 to 1229 code for a protein of 363 amino acids. NCBI's taxonomy places the organism in Eukaryota, Metazoa, Mollusca, Bivalvia, Mytilida, Mytilidae. Gene Ontology annotation, cellular component: peroxisomal membrane.
UAAAACUUUCAUUAGAAUUUAAGUUCGUAUUCAACAUCGAAAAGAAAAAUUGGAUUUUGAUCACGAAAUUAUAUCGGAACGGCUUUCGACCAAAACAGUUGACAAAUCAGUGGCAAUACAUUUCUCAACUUUAGAAUAUGUUAGGAAUCGGAAGUUUGUGGAAUUUUAUCAAACGUCAUAAACGAAAAUUUAUAUUUGGAGGCAUUCUUGCUGGAGGUGGAUCAUAUUUUUACAGAUAUUUGCAAGAAAAAGUUAAAGAAAUACAAGAAAAGGAAGCUUCAGAAUGUUUAGCCCAUGCAAGAAAACAGCACCAUUUUGACAGUAACCAGAGAACUUGUAAUAUGACAGUUUUAUCCAUGGUGUCUACGCUUCGUGAGGCAUUGAUAAAAACAUUUAACACAGAAGAAAUAACAGAGCUAUUGAAAAAUAACCCAGAAAAUAAAUUACAGUUAUGGGAAGACUUGAAAAUAAUGAGUUUUGCCAGGACUGUCAGUAUUGUAUAUAGUUGUAGUAUCAUGGCCUUACUUUUAAGAGUCCAGUUAAAUGUGAUAGGUGGUUAUAUGUUCAUAGACAGUAUGCAUCAGCAAAAUGGAAAAACUGAAAAAAUAUUAAUUUCUAAAGAACUGCAGCAGAAAUAUUUAUCUGACAUUCAGCAUUUCUUCAGCACUGGAUUAACAGAAUUGACAGAAACAGUACAGCAUGUUGUUAGAAAGGAAAUAUUAAGUAUAUCGUUAAAGGAAAGAUUAACGAUAGAUAAUUUGCAAGCCAUACUUCAGCAGAUUAGAGAGAGAAUAGAAACAAGUCCCGAUAUAUCUGACUUAUCACCAACCUUUAUCUUAUGUAAAUAUAUGGUACCUUGUAUCCAGAUAUCUCAACAGGAUGAUGCCAUGUAUGCUAGGCUUCAUACAGAAACUAAAGAUAUAAUAGAAAGUGCUGACUUCCAUAGUGUAUUAAAGUUAUGUUUGGACCGAGGGUUUGCCAAGUUACUAGACAGUUUAGCAGACCAUUAUAAACACAUGUUAGAAGAUCAACAUAGACAAAAUUUCCAUGAAGUAGCAUUGCCUAUGGCCAAAUUAAUUCCUAUUGUGAGUGGGCUGUUGUAUAAACUUUGUAGUGAUGCUCCAAAUCCUUUGAUACAGGAGAUUUUAUUGUUAGAACCAACAAAGACUUUUGCUGCCAAUAUUUAUGAAGCUUUUAGUGAACAACAGACUGACCAGCUUGCAAUAUAACUGUACACCUGUGAUAAACAAUAUUGUCUCUAAUUUUUUCACAUAAACUAUUUUAUAAUAAAAGUGAAAAUGUACAUUUUUGGGUCAUUUGAUUGGUUGAAAUUCUAAAAACAAGAGUUGAAUGAUAUAAAACUGAUCAAUAUUUAAUGUCAAAAUAAAGGGUUAAAGGGUUUGUAAUGAUUAAAUGUGGCUUGAUAUACUGAUCCGUUAUUAUUCGUUGGAUACUAAUUUUUGGGAGCAGGUUAACCACAAUAUUAAAGGUUCAAUGAAUAACAAAUUUCCUUUAGGCUUGUUUACAGACUGUAAAAAAGCCACGAAAUUUAAGUUUUCUUUUAUCCCAGAAAACUGGUUCCAAUAAAAAUAAAUGAAUUCACAGUAGCAGUUUUAUAACUGUGACAGCUUGAAACAGAUGUCAUGUGACUAUUGGAAAGAUGUGCCUGCCUUAUUUUAGCCAAACUAGACAAAUUCAUUGAAUUUAUACAUUUAAUAUGCAUGUAGAUAAUUUCAAAAUACAAUCAUUCUGAACUCAAAUCUGACCUCUUUCUUUUAAUCUAUUAAGUUUUCUUUAUUUAUAAUAAUUAUUAUUACCAUUAUUGAUUAUGUAUAUAUUGUAAAUCACUAAGAUCAUGCCAUCUUGAUUGUAAUGAUGAGAAAAUUAAAUGAAAUAAAAUUUUG